This is a messenger RNA of Hirsutella rhossiliensis, 627 nucleotides long. RefSeq lists its product as uncharacterized. The record is from RefSeq and is a predicted model, not a curated record. Bases 1 to 627 code for a protein of 208 amino acids. The transcript has a single exon. NCBI's taxonomy places the organism in Eukaryota, Fungi, Ascomycota, Sordariomycetes, Hypocreales, Ophiocordycipitaceae.
AUGAAGUUCGCCGCCGCCGCCAUGGCAAUGUUCACCGUCGGCGCCCUGGCCGCACCGCAUUCUGCAGGCAGUGUCUCUUGCAGUGACCAGAAGUUGACCUGCCUAAGGGUCGAAGGGGCCGUCGACGCCCUCUUGGAGGCGCGUGACGAGCCCAGCAGCGUUGAAAGCGCGGCCGCCGAGACGGCCAAAAGAGGCAUCAGCGAACUUGCAACCUUGAUGGCCCUGAAGGCUGACGACCCAGAAGAGUUUCUCAAACAACUGGGUAUAGGGCUUGAGACCAAGUCUAGCGAGGGAGGCACCAGGGACAAACGCGAGGCUGCCCCUCAGCCAUGGUGUCGGAGACGCGGCUGGUUGUGCUGGAAGCGGGAUCUUUCGAGCGUCGGCGAGGGCAAGAAGAAACACGAGACUGACGCCACAAGCUGCUGGUAUCCCGGAAACUUGUGCUGGAGGGCCAAGCAGGCUGCGGAAGUCGUGCUCAAGGCGGCGGGCCUGAACGGGGAUCCGACAACAUUCGUGGACACGCAUGAGGCUGGAUGCCUCCGCCCUGAGGAUCGGUGUAAGGCGUCCAAGCGAGACGUCGACGCCAUCCAGGCCGUCGCGCGCAGAAUCACAUCCUCACUCGAAUAG